This is a messenger RNA of Acanthocheilonema viteae, 363 nucleotides long. The record is from the annotation of a GenBank genome assembly. NCBI's taxonomy places the organism in Eukaryota, Metazoa, Nematoda, Chromadorea, Rhabditida, Onchocercidae.
AUGCAAAUUUUACAGGAUGGAGCAAUUGAAUUUCACGAGUUUAUCAGAGCUUUAUCAAUUACAUCCAGGGGUAAUCUGGAUGAAAAAUUACAUUGGGCUUUCAGAUUAUAUGAUUUGGACAAUGAUGGCUUUAUAACACGAGAAGAAAUGUUGUCAAUUGUUGGAAGUAUUUAUAAAAUGGUUGGUGCAACGAUAAAAUUACCGAAAGAGGAAAAUACACCGGAAAAACGAGUGGAUCGAAUUUUUAAAAUGAUGGAUAAAAAUAACGAUGCUCAGCUAACAUUGGAAGAAUUCAAAGAGGGCGCAAAAGCAGAUCCAUCUAUUGUUCAUGCCUUGUCGCUUUAUGAAGGAAUGUCAAAUUGA